Molecule: messenger RNA, 1119 nt
Organism: Ilex paraguariensis (yerba mate)
Lineage: Eukaryota; Viridiplantae; Streptophyta; Magnoliopsida; Aquifoliales; Aquifoliaceae
Source: the annotation of a GenBank genome assembly
AUGGGGUAUAGUGAUGGUUCAGGGAAGAAGAAGGUUACCAUUAUUGGUCUCUCUUCAGUUCUCCUAGUUGCAAUGGUGGUGGCAGUGGCGGUUGGUAUCAACAACAAGAACGCUGGAGCCCCCGCUGGUGGCUCCACGGGUAAUGGUGAGAUAUCCACCAGCAACAAGGCAGUCACUGCCAUCUGCCAAUCUACAGAUUACAAGGAAACAUGUAUCAACAGCCUCUCCUCCGCCAAGAACACUACCGACCCUAAAGAGCUAAUCAAGUUGGCUUUCCAGGUCACCUAUCACCCAUUGGAAAUCAGAGCCCAAGGGGUUUCAAAGACUCUACACAAAGAGAGAACCCCAAGAGCUUAUGAUGGUUCAGGGAAGAAGAAGGUUACCAUUAUUGGUCUCUCUUCAGUUCUCCUAGUUGCAAUGGUGGUGGCAGUGGCGGUUGGUAUCAACAACAAGAACGCUGGAGCCCCCGCUGGUGGCUCCACGGGUAAUGGUGAGAUAUCCACCAGCAACAAGGCAGUCACUGCCAUCUGCCAAUCUACAGAUUACAAGGAAACAUGUAUCAACAGCCUCUCCUCCGCCAAGAACACUACCGACCCUAAAGAGCUAAUCAAGUUGGCUUUCCAGGUAACUAUAAACCACAUUGGUGACGCCAUUAAAAGCUCUUCUGUUCUUAAAGAAGCAGCCAAGGACCCAAGAACCUCUCAAGCAUUUGAGACUUGCAAAGAGCUUUUGGACACCUCCAUUGACGAUCUCAAGAGAUCUUUCGAUAAGGUCAGUGAAUUUGACGCAAGCAAGAUGGAUGAUUACGUUGCAGAUCUCAAGGUAUGGCUCAGUGGUUCCAUCACCUACCAAGAGACUUGCUUGGAUGGUUUCGAAAACACCACCGGCGACUCAGGCGAGAAAAUGAGGAAGCUUUUGAAAACCUCUGCAGAGCUCUCGAGCAACGGUCUUGCCAUGGUUUCCGAGCUUUCCCAGCUCCUUUCUUCCUUGCAAAUCCCGGGUCUUAACCGUCGUCUCUUGUCUGAUGACUCUGAUAAUGAUUAUCCUUCAUGGGUCAAUUCUGGAAACAAGAAGAUGCUCCUCCAGGCCACNAUAAAUUAUAGGCAUCAGUUAUCAUAA